AUGGCGCUUCUUGCGCUCGUUUGUAGCGCGGCUCGGCUACAACCGUCCCAAGUGGCGGUGCUUCAGGAGUGCGAGGCAGUGUGGAACAUGACCGGUAGCGGGUGGACGGCAGGCGGAGACUGCAUGCUACCUCAUAGUAUCGUCCAGUGCAAUGCAGAGGGCAUGAUCACGCGCCUGUACCUAACAGGCAUAAAUCUUAAUGGCACCAUCCCCACCAGCAUCGCAAACCUCACCGCGCUCACUCUCUUCAAGUUGGACGAUUCAAAUGUUCGCGGGCCUUUGCCCACUGCACUUUCUCACCUCACUCGACUUGCCGAACUCACCCUACAUAUGAACAACUUGACCGGACCCAUUUCCAUCCUGCAUCACUUCAGCUUUCUCACCUACCUAGACCUCUCCGAUAAUCAGUUUGAUGGGCCCGUCCCCUCUUCCAUCUCCCAGCUCUCUCUUCUCACGCACAUAAACCUUAAAUCAACCAAGAUUGCAGGGCCCAUUCCCUCCACCAUCUCUGCACUCCAUAAACUCGAAACUUC
Closterium sp. Yama58-4 is the source of this 533-nucleotide messenger RNA. The record is from the annotation of a GenBank genome assembly. Lineage: Eukaryota; Viridiplantae; Streptophyta; Zygnematophyceae; Desmidiales; Closteriaceae.